AUGAUACACCUUGGGGAAGAACAUGACGUUAGGAGGUUGGAAUUGAGCAUCCCCGGGCCGCGAUUGGACGACAACAACCUCGAUCACGCCAGCAAACAGGUGUUGGCUGUCGGCGCCGCAAAGGGAGGAGCCCAACGCCAAAAGUUACCACCAACAAACAUCACCAAAAGAAUCAAUCGCAUUUCCGUUAAGAGAAAGGUCUCUCGUAGGCAAAGCAGCACAAAAACACUUCUUCUCACCUUCUUGUCAACAACUCCGACAGCCAUGGCCCAAUGCGUGCCACUCAAGGGCUCCACGGCGUGCUCUGCCUUUCAAGUGUCUUCGAUAUCAACAGAUGAGGACCUGGUGAAACUAUAUCCGUUCUUGAAGGACGUCAAAGACACCACAACGUUUGACGAACAGCUAAAGUCUUAUGUACAGACGAACUACGUUCAACUCAAAUUCCAAAAUCUUUUCGGUUGCGGGGGGAUUAAGCUCACUAAUACGACAGAGCUCUAUGCGCGAUUCGCGACUACCGUACUAUGUAACGGCGUCAUUCAGAAUUCCGUCACCAAAUGCAACCUUUCAGCAGCAAAUUCCCGACCAAUUUGCGCUGAUACCUGUGCGCAAUACGCGAUCAGCGAAGCUAACAUCGUCGUUGACAGCGAUCGUUGCGAAAAUCCAAACGACAGCUACUUAGAUCAGGUUCGAGCCGACUUUACUACGUGUGCCCUGCCGGCAGACUCCUUAUCUGGUGGCGAGUGUAUCUCGGGGAUUGCGAAUGAGCCCGACAAUUGCGGAUUCGGAGAGAGCCUCUUGGGCAUGUGUGGUUAUUGCAAAUCUGGUGGACCGAACGCGACGGAUACCUGUUGCUACAACUCCGAUGCCGAGGCCAGAUGUGCCAAUGUCAUUCUCCCUUCGACUUCCCCGUCAAUAACUUUGGACCCCGUUCCAAGCGCUACUUCGACCAGCGAACCAGUAACAGAUCAUGGCAGCAAAAAGGGGCUCUCCGGCGGCGCGAUUGCUGGAAUUGUUGUGGGUGCGGUGGUGGGCCUGGCUCUGUUGGCACUGCUGAUCUUGGCCUGCAUCUUCUUGAGGAGGAGGAGGAAACAUGGCAGCCAGGACGGCAGCAUUCUGAACCAGCCGACGCCUGCUAGGAAAGGACCAUCAACAGCACAAAUGACGCAGAAUGACGGGCUGAACCAUGGAUUUGCAGGGCCACCAGGUGGAAGGAUAGCACGGAUGUCGGCCCUCGAGGGCGAUGCCCCUUCCCCGCGCUCGCGCUCUCAUCGAGGCUUCAGCUCUGGAUCUGGCGAGAAGAUGGCAGCCGCCUACGCUGUUGGUAGAACUAGCAAAAGGAGAGGCGACGAUUACUCAUCUUCCGACGGAUACCGCGACAGCCCGAUAUCUGACCGAGGUAUUGGCAUUCUGCGACCGCCGCCGACGAUGAAGAGAAGUGGCUCACUGUCGAGUGGCUCAGUUCUUGCGGGAGAAGACGGUGUCUCGCAAAUGUCAUCACCCCAGGGAGGUGUGGCCAGCCAACAAAGCGAACAGCUGCCCUUCUUCAAAGAUUACUAUUCUCAGGACGAGAUCCAUCCAGGCGACAAGGUUGCGACACUCUGGGCAUACCAGCCACGGGCUGCUGAUGAGUUCGCCCUUGAACGUGGUGACAUGCUCAAGGUUGUUGGUAUUUGGGACGAUGGAUGGGCAACUGGCGUCAUGGUAGAUGAGACUGCUGAGGAAUGGGAGAGUCGCCGCCAAGCCCAGAGAGACAGUGGAGUCUCCAACACGUCUGGAAAGAUGCGGGAUGUGUCGCCUCCUGUGAGUGGUGAAAUCAAGGCAUUCCCGCUGGUAUGCGUCUGCCUUCCCGAGCAUUGGCGACGAACAAUCGAGGGAGAUGGUUCAACCGAAACCGGAGAGAGUGCUCAGCACCAAUUAUAG
Molecule: messenger RNA, 1920 nt
Organism: Sordaria macrospora k-hell
Lineage: Eukaryota; Fungi; Ascomycota; Sordariomycetes; Sordariales; Sordariaceae
Molecular function (GO): protein binding
Source: RefSeq, a predicted model, not a curated record